AUGGUGCCACCAUUUGAUAACCCUAAUUUUACAUCCAAAAUGCUUUAGCUUCUGUCAAAUGUCAACCAAGUAGCUUUCCUCUCCUUCCCUCUUCAUUGUUUUUGUGUAUAAGGAUUACAAUUUCGCAAAAGAACAUGGUUCUUUUGAACUAUCUUCUUGAAAUGGCUUUAUAUUUUGUGGAAUUUUAUUUUUUGCAUAUUUGGAUUCUCAAAUUUCAGAGAUGGAUGAGGAAACGUCAAAUUCAGCGCGUCGAAUGUCGACGAGAUCUCGUAAGGUUGCUCCGAAAAUGGCUGCUGCGCUUGCUAGCUCCGACAAUCGGUCACAGAGCUAGUUUUACUGUCCUGUUGGCACAGGCAAUUUUGGCUCGCCUUGAUGCUUUGGAAAGUGACAAUGCUGUGCCGGAGCCGGUGCAACUUGAUGACGAUGAUGAAGCCUCUCUUGAUGACGAUGAUCAAGUAUAUCAGAAGAGGCAAUCGAAAGGCACUAAAAGGAAAACGCGCCAAGCCAAGGCUCUUGAGAACAAGAAGGCUCCAAAGACAUUCAUAGAGCUCUUGAAUGAGGCAAACCUGGAGUCCUUGCCUCCCCAUGUCCCCACCUACUUGAGAGCAGCAGCGGGACCUCCGAGCUCCACCUGCCGUCGCCAUUUCUGCACUGUUUGUGGAUUCUCUGCUCCCUAUACAUGUGUACAGUGUGGGAUGCGCUUCUGUUCAAUCCGAUGCCGGACUAUCCACAAUGAUACUCGGUGUUUGAAAUUCGUUGCCUGAUCUCAAGAAGCCACGAGGUUCAUUCACUUGGGUAUUCUAAACCUCUGAUCUGCAUAUACAAUCUUGUAUUCUAGGUAACUUUCAUGUCUAAAUCACAGAGACAUCAAUUCAUUCCCAGUAAACCUGACACCAUGACUAGUUUCUAAACUUGACUGUUUGUGCAUGAAAUCCCUCUUUCUUUCCAGUCAGGGUGUUCUCUUGCUUCCAAUGAAUACCAUAUAAGAUCAAGUCCCAUUUGUCAUCUGUUCAUAUAUACAAAUGGUACAUUUCUAAUUCACUCUUGAUCUUUAUUUAGAUUAGAAAUUUUCGAUCUUGUAUUAGUUAGUCUCACUUCAUUGGCCAAGAUACUCCACUGGAAAUCCCUAUACUUUUUGAAAUGGUAAACCAUUUACACACUAGUUUUCCUGUUUUGUGGAGAAACUCUGAUGAUGAAUGAAUAA
Molecule: messenger RNA, 1204 nt
Organism: Ipomoea nil (Japanese morning glory)
Lineage: Eukaryota; Viridiplantae; Streptophyta; Magnoliopsida; Solanales; Convolvulaceae
Product: SWR1 complex subunit 6-like
Exons: 4
Coding region: 135-764 (209 amino acids)
Biological process (GO): chromatin remodeling
Cellular component (GO): Swr1 complex
Molecular function (GO): nucleosome binding
Source: RefSeq, a predicted model, not a curated record